GGUGAAAUAAAUAAAAUAAAAUAAAAUAAAAAUACAUAACAAUAAUGUUAGCUUAAUUACCCACACCAUCUUGAAGGUUUAAAAUAAUCUCAGAAAAUCGAAGAGUUUAAUUGCUGAUCGAAUUGAAGAGAUUUGCAUGCAUGCAUGAUCGAUCAAGAGAUCUAUCGACGCAGGCCGGUUAAUUAAUUAAUUAAUUAAUUAAUCAUUUAAUUAAUUAAUUGAUAAGGCUAGCUUAGCUUGGGUGAUUAAUUUCCCUUGUCUUCGUUGGGUUGACAUUAAUUAUAUUAUAAUAAAUCAUAAGAAGAAAUGGUCCAACGUGGAAGGAACUGUCGGAGAUCGGAUGACGACCAGCGGCGGCCAUCAAUGACGUGUAGGUACUUCGAUGCCAUCACUUUCUUUAGAAGAUUAGAUUCAAAUUCGAAAAAUAUUUCUGGUGGCAGGUGGUGUUAAAGAUCAAUCACAUUCCCUGCCCCUGAAGUUAGCUUUUCAUAAAGUAGUGUUUCAUAGUGUGACUUUAGUAGAUAUGGUAUUAUAGCUACAACGGAAAAAUCCUAACGAAGUACAGAAGAUGGUUUUUGAUUCUGAAGAGGAGCAAUCAGAGGAUUACCUUUUCAAGAUUGUUUUGGUUGGUGAUUCAGCCGUUGGGAAAUCAAAUUUGCUUGCUAGGUUUGCAAGGGAUGAAUUUUAUCCAAACUCAAAAUCAACAAUAGGAGUAGAGUUUCAGACGCAAAAGAUGGAGAUAAAUGGGAAGGAAGUGAAGGCUCAAAUUUGGGACACGGCAGGCCAAGAAAGAUUUAGGGCUGUAACUUCUGCAUAUUAUAGGGGUGCAGUGGGAGCCCUUCUAGUGUAUGACGUCAGUAGACGGUUGACUUUUGAAAACAUCGGCAGAUGGUUGAAUGAACUCCAGACUCACAAUGACAUGAAUGUAGUGACAAUACUAGUUGGAAACAAAUCAGAUUUGAUAGAUGCCCGAGAAGUAACCAUAGCCGAAGGUAAAGCCUUGGCUGAAGUGGAGGGUAUGUUCUUCAUGGAAACAUCAGCACUCAACUCGUCAAAUGUAUCGGCAGCCUUCCAAACUGUUGUCAAGGAAAUAUAUAAUAUCUUGAGCCGCAAGGUCAUCCAAUCUCAAGAGCUCAAACAAGAUGAUUCUGAUCGGCUUGCAAGUGGGAAAACAUUAGUUUUACAUGAUGAAGAAAACAAACAAGCUACAAGAGGACAAGAAAAGAAAGGCACGUGUUGUUCAUCAUGAUUAUCUGGGAGGGACACUGUUCUCUUCUCAUUUCCUAUCUUGUAAUAUAUAUAUAUAUCUAUAUAUAUAUAUAUAUUCUUUUUCUUUACACAUUUAUAUGACUUAAUAUGUGUAUGAACUAAAAUUGAUGAUAUUGUAGCAUCCUUGACGAGAGAAAGUAUCGUUUUUUGACAGUAGGGAAAGAAUCAUUUUAUUUUACCUUAAGAAAAAACCAUUCUAGAUAGUUG
Molecule: messenger RNA, 1476 nt
Organism: Cuscuta europaea
Lineage: Eukaryota; Viridiplantae; Streptophyta; Magnoliopsida; Solanales; Convolvulaceae
Source: the annotation of a GenBank genome assembly